AAGAAACUGCAUAGUUCGUGUCUGUUCGUGUCUGAACGCAUUACAUGAUAUUGUGGCCUCGUGAUAAUUCAAGGAUUUACUUUCAACAAUUGACAUUUCAACACCGGUUCAAAAUGCCUGUCAAUUCGCUAGGAGUUAAUAUAAUGUAUACCACCGACCAAGAUAUCAAAUAUUUGCUGGAGGCUGAAGAAGACUACAGUGUAGAGUUUAUAGGGUACCUGGCAGAAAUUUUUGGCGUGUCUAAAGUUGGAGAAAAAAAUGACAAGGACUUAUUUCGGGCAGUAAUUACUAAUGGCUCCAAGAGAUUAUUUUUAUUAAUCUGGGGCCUCGAGGUCAUUGAUAAAUUUCAAGGAUUUUUCAUUACUGGACAAAUAUUACAUUUGGAUGCUUGCGAAGGCCACGUUGUACGCACUAAAAGAAUUCAUAAGGAGUUUAAUUUGGUUAACUAUGAAAUAAUAAUUCAGAAAGGUUCCAAAAUAUCAACGUGUGGUUUUCAUGUUGUUGAAAAAAUUACAAAACCAGUUGCAACUAUUCCUGUUAUUCCAUUUUCUGAUUUGAUUAAGAAUAGAGGCGAAAUUAAAGUCAAAGCCUUUAUGAAAACAGUGAUCACGCCUGCUUAUAACAAAGAAGGGAUUUUAAAAUUUGGCACUGGCACUAUUACUGAUGGAAUCCAUAAAGUUCCUCUCACAGUCAAUUCUUUUAAACUAGAAGAUUCAAAUAAAUUAGCAAAAGGAAUGCCUGUCAUGGUUACAGCGAACGUAUACCACAAUGGAAAUACACGUCUCCAGUGUCGCAACAUGUCUUGUAUAGAAAUACUAGAGAAAGAAGACAAACUGGAUGAAGCUAUAGUUGCGCACGCAAAUAAACCUUUGAAGAGGUGUGAUUCAACGGCUACUAAUAAUUCUACCCUACUAUUAAAUAAGAAACAACGUCUUGUAGAAAUUCAAAAUUUGUCAAACUUAUCAAUGGAAGUUGAGCGCAAAAAGAAUGAGUAGUUUAUUUAUUUUCAAUUAAUGUUUAGCAAAAAAAAAUAAGAAAAAAAGUUACGUUCUAUUUAAUAUUUAUUUAAAAUGUAAGUGGACCAUUAAGAAAAAAUGUUAACUUACUUCCCUUCGAUAAUUCUUUUUUCGUAAAGACUAUAUUUCAAAUUUGCUUUUGAUUUUGAUUCUAUAAAAAAAUUUUAUACUAAGUCUAUUGUAGCUUAAUAUUUAUUUUUAAAAUACAUACUACUAACAGGAGGAUAGCUAUAUAUAAUGACUGAUAUAAAUAAGGAAGCGCUAAAGAUUAUAUAAUGACUGAUAUAAAUAAGGAAGUGCCAAAGUUUAGUACACAAAAUAAUGAAGAAAAAUGUAU
Messenger RNA from Phymastichus coffea, 1353 nucleotides. RefSeq lists its product as uncharacterized. NCBI's taxonomy places the organism in Eukaryota, Metazoa, Arthropoda, Insecta, Hymenoptera, Eulophidae. The transcript has 6 exons. Bases 45 to 995 code for a protein of 316 amino acids. The record is from RefSeq and is a predicted model, not a curated record.